ACACCACUUUAUAUAAACUAUCUCUUCUCUCUCUCACCCUCCAUAUCCUCAUCACUUAUCAAUCCCCAAAAAAACACAUUCUCUACUCAUCAUCAAACUAAACUUUCUCAAAAAGACUAGUCAUGGAUCAACCCAAACACCGUUACUUGCAUGUGUUUGCAGCCAUGGCUAUAGCUUUGGCUGUUUUUGUUAGUGCAGAAGAAUCUGUAAAGCCUUUGGUGAAGACAGUAAAGGGUAAGAAAGUUUGUACCAAAGGGUGGGAAUGUAAGGUUUGGUCGGUGUAUUGUUGCAACCAAACCAUUUCAGACUAUUUCCAAUCUUACCAAUUCGAGAACCUGUUUUCUAAGCGUAACUCUCCUGUGGCUCAUGCUGUGGGAUUUUGGGACUACCGCUCUUUCAUCACUGCCUCGGCUGAUUACCAACAUCUUGGCUUUGGUACAACUGGAACCAAGCACACUGCCAUGAAGGAAGUUGCAGCUUUUCUUGGCCAUGUUGGUAGCAAAACCUCUUGUGGAUAUGGAGUGGCCACAGGAGGACCAUUGGCAUGGGGACUAUGCUACAACAAGGAGAUGAGUCCAAGCAAACUAUACUGUGAUGACUACUACAAAUUGACCUACCCUUGUACUCCUGGGGUUUCUUACCAUGGUCGUGGUGCCUUGCCUUUAUACUGGAACUACAACUAUGGAAAAACAGGAGAGGCCUUGAAAGUGGACUUGUUGAGCAACCCAGAGUACUUAGAACAGAAUGCCACAUUGGCUUUCCAGGCUGCAAUUUGGAGGUGGAUGACCCCUGUGAAGAAGCACCAGCCUUCAGCUCAUGAUGUGUUUGUUGGAAACUGGAAACCCACCAAGAAUGACACCUUGUCAAAACGACUACCCGGGUUUGGAGCCACCAUGAAUGUGCUCUAUUCUGAUCAAGUUUGUGGCCAGGGUGAUGUUGAUUCAAUGAGCAACAUGGUCUCUCAUUACUUGUAUUAUCUUGAUCUAAUGGGAGUUGGCAGAGAAGAGGCUGGCCCUCAUGAGACCCUCACUUGUGCUGAGCAGAAACCAUUCAAUCCAUCUUCUGAUUCUGCUUCUUCUUGAGCAAUUAAUACACACCCUUUUUGAAUGAGAAAAGUUGUUAAUAAAGAAUUUAUAUACAAAUAUAUUUUGUGUGAAGGUAAAACCAAAUACCAUUAUGGGCAAUGUGUAUAGACUACUUAUUCAUAAAUAUACUGGUCAUCAUCUGUUUUUGUAAUUGUUUAUCAUCUGAGUUUUGUUAUGGCCUUUUUUGUUCUAUUGUUCUCUAAGUAGUUUGCAUAUACUGAACUCAAAUUGUAUGAAUUAUACCAUUGUUAAAUGUAUGGAGAGCACUUGAUCUCUGUGACAAAUUUUUUGAAAUAAUAUUUCUCAGAACCUCUUUGAUCGA
This is a messenger RNA of Humulus lupulus (European hop), 1407 nucleotides long. Its product is annotated as chitinase-like protein 2. Gene Ontology annotation, biological process: cell wall macromolecule catabolic process; chitin catabolic process; carbohydrate metabolic process. The record is from RefSeq and is a predicted model, not a curated record. Gene Ontology annotation, molecular function: chitinase activity. The transcript is spliced from 3 exons. Bases 123 to 1082 code for a protein of 319 amino acids. NCBI's taxonomy places the organism in Eukaryota, Viridiplantae, Streptophyta, Magnoliopsida, Rosales, Cannabaceae.